CCUGGCGACCUCUGUCUCUUUCUUUCUGCCUCCGUCCCUCCUUUUCUGUUCAUCCCUUUUGCCAAAUCCAGUUCUUGGUGAUGGGGUUGUGAUCAUGAGCCCUGUCAGAGGGUCAAAGAAGAGGAGGAAGGCGGCUGUGGCGCGGGUAGGUGGUGACUGGUGAGAUGACUCCGCUUGAUCUUGCUUAUUCCAUGGAAACAUUGAUCUCCGAUUUGCGACUUCUUUUCUUGUAGGAGUCAGAUUAUUUUCGAUGGGUCUCAUGUUCUUUCGCUUGUUAGAUUGGGAUUCCUGAGUGAUUUUGGUAAUGGAUAUGUGCCCGAAUCGAAAUCUUGAUGCUCUUUUAGGUACUGUUUAUGCAUCAUUAUCAUCGUGGCAAAACCUAGUAGUUGCUAACAUCUAUCUGGUAUUUCAAAGUUGUCAUCGAUAAUGUGCCAAUUAGUGGUUACUGCCAUAUUGCUAGUAUUUCAAAGAAUUGUAUUACAUGUAAUGGGGAAGAAGAUAUGGUUUCUGAUUUCCAUGUCCUGUUACUGGGCUCCGGUUCCCUUUCUAAAGGAACAAGCUUUUCGAGAAAUCGAUUGACUAAUUUAUCGUAUUUAUCGAGAUUGUUAUGUAUUAGAAAUAUCUAUUUUAGCAUCAAGUCUAGCUAUCACAUUUUACCAUCUGAAGCUUUUCUUUCCUUGAGCAAACUUUCAUGACAUUUCAGAUUAAUCUGGUCCAUUACGCUUUGAGAUUGCAUUCGGAUGAUUCUCUUACUGAUAAAAUUUUCAAAUUCUUGGCAGAAAUCUCAUUGCCAAGUUGGGGUUUUUACCUUUCUUCUUUUUACCAAAGGAUCUUUCACAAGAUCCUAUUAGAGGCUCAAUUUACCUUCCAAAUAGAUUAAUCAUUUCUAAAAUAUGAAACUUUUGAGGUUUGCACCUCAGAGAUGAUACCAAAGACCUGUUCUUGAUAAUCUUUUUCGAUAAAGUCUUUCCCACCCAAUUGACACAACUGUUCUUUUUCUCUUUGGAUAUAAUGCAUGUAUACAUUGCUCAUCCUGAUGGAACGCAAGUCAGAAACUACAGAAGGUAAGCCUUGCUAGAUAUGCAAUUCUAAAGAGGCUAUGCUAAUAGAUGAUAGAUAGUUAUGCAGAUGUAAACAACCAAAUUGUUGAUGUUAUCUUGCAAAUGUCGGUUUCAACAUAGAGGGGUUUUAUGUUGCAGAGCUGCUCAAGUAGCAAAAAGGAACAAUAUACUGAUUCAUGUUUCACAUCGAACAUAAGACACACAAUGGUAAUGCUUCCAGGACACUUAUCAUUAUCCCAAGAACCUAGAAAGUUUGAGUCGGUUUUUAAGAUGUCAAGGAAGACCUUCAACUACAUAUGCUCAUUGGUCAGGAAUGACUUGAUAGCAAAAGCAUCAAAAUUUGCUUUCGCAGAUGGCAAAAUCCUUUCUGUAGAAAAUCAAGUAGCUGUUGCUCUGAGAAGAUUAGGCUCUGGCGAGUCACUAUUGAAUAUUGGAGUAUCAUUUGGGAUGAACCACUCAACUAUUUUCCAGGUGACUUGGCAGUUUGUAGAGGAGACGGAGCACAGAGGUAUCCAACAUCUUAGAUACAAUCACUGGCUGGCCCAGAAGCAUGAUUGGGUUCAUGGUUUUAUGCAGCUCAGGCUUCUUCAGGAUGUGUGAGAAAGGUAUGAGGCUAAAUGGAGAGAAGGUGGAGCUUCCUGAAGGUUCAGAAGUGAGGGAUUAGAUAAUUGGAGACUGCAGCUACUCCCUUCUUCCAUGGCGUUUCACUCCCUACUGAGGAAAGGAUCUUUCAUACGACCAAAUUGAGUUCUACAAAAGACUUUCUGCAACCAGGGUGGUGGCGGAGAGAGCAUUGGCAAGGUUGAGCGUGUGGAAGAUCAUUCAGGGGAGAUGUGGAGACCUGAUAAGCAUAGGCUGCCGAGCAUAAUUCUUGUUUGCUGCUUGCUGCACAACAUGGUGAUAGACUUGGAAGAUGAAGUGAGAGGAGAUGAGAUGCCUUUGUCCCAUGAACAUGAUGCGAGUUACAAGCAACAAUUCUGUGACAUAGCAGACAAUUACGGAAAUGAGCUACAAGAUAAGUAGUGCCAAUAUCUGUCUGGUCGAUUGCCACCUUGAGAUGAGCAUUGAACUGCUUUCUCUCUCUUUUUCCUUUAUGCCCAACAAUUGGGUAUUGAUAGACGUCGCACCAGGAUAAUUUUUCGAUCAUUGGAUUUGAUUGCCUCUUUCAACUGAUACUUCUGGAAUGAGCUAGAGUUCUGGUGUUGAUUUGGCAGAAGGGAAUGCCGAUAAUAAGAUCAAUGGCAAUCGGCAGUGUACAGAUCACAGUCCAAUAUUUUUCCUUUCUUGAAGAGACAGUCCAAUCAGUUUUUCCACACAAUUGCUCAGCGAAUUCGGUUUCACUGCUGCUGUUGGUUUGUUGACUUCAACCUUAUUGCUUUUCCAUGGACAUUUGGUGGUAGGAAGUGAAGACAUUGCUUGAGUUCCAUUUCCAAGAAGACAGUCUUCCACACAAACACAUCGAACUUUUGAUCUGAGUGCUUUGCGAUCUCCAAUCUUUAGAUGGCAUCAACAGCCUUGCUGUCAAACAAUGCAAGACAACUUUGACUUGUCCAAAUUCGGACCACUAUCUAUCAACACAUGUAUGCGUGAAGAGCCAUCGACAAUCCUCAGCUCUUUGGUUGACCGAGCGAUACCUAUGGCGGACAGCUUCGAGGAACCUUCUCAACCUAGAUUGCCAUGGACUUUCCCAACCGGCAAACCUUCCUCAGCUUCUUUCUCAUGUAAGUAAACAUGUCACUCAUCCCAUCUGCACAUGCUCAUGAUGAAGAAGAUCAUCAUGAUGACCAGUAUUCAAUAGCAUGUCGGCCAUUCUAAACGUAAAACAGCGUCAACAAUAAGCUCUCGUCAGUUCUGGCAUGAGCUAACUAGAUUGGGAUGGAACAACGCAUGCACACACGUACUCUUCUGUGCUUUGCUUCUGUCAAGCCCUUUUAGGUCAACGUGAGCAACGUUUACUUCUCGUUCAGUUCUAGAAGAGGAGCAUUGACCUCGUGUUGCAACAAGACAACCGAUCUCUCCUCACCACUGUCUAUCAUUUACGUGUCAACCAGGUUACCUUCGCAAUCCAGCUUGUUUCAGACCUGUCGCCUCUUCAUCAUUCACCACUCAGCAAACCUAUAUGCAUGUAUAGGUUUCGUUCUUCCCCUUCAGCUUAAGACAUGAAAAGAUACAGAUUUGGAGGAGGAGGAGAAGAGAUGGACAGGAUUAGAAUGGUCAAUAUUCUAAUGCUUCUGUCUCGAGGAGGCGGCGUAGGGGAGAGCGAGAAGUCGUCGGGACGAGUAUUCGAGUGCAAAACAUGCAGCCGGCGGUUCCCUUCCUUCCAAGCGCUCGGAGGCCACCGAGCAAGCCACAAGAAGCUGAGGGCGGCUGGCAAUGACCAUGGCCGACCGCAAGGCGGUGCUGCUGGGAAGCCGAAGCUCCACGAGUGCUCCAUCUGCGGCCUCGAGUUCGCCGUCGGACAGGCCUUAGGAGGGCAUAUGAGAUGGCACAGGGCCACGGGCGACGGGAGAGGGAUGCCUUUGGACUUGAACUUACCGCCAUUGUGUAACGAUCUCGAGCUUGUACCAAGGUUGGAGAUCGUAGACAAUAUUCCCAUGGUUGAUCGCUCACACUGAUGUAUUCUAGAAUUUUUAGUUUUAGUUCCAUUUUCCGUACUGUGUA
This is a messenger RNA of Musa acuminata AAA Group (dessert banana), 3722 nucleotides long. Its product is annotated as zinc finger protein ZAT11-like. The transcript has 3 exons. The record is from RefSeq and is a predicted model, not a curated record. The coding region runs from base 3221 to 3676 and encodes 151 amino acids. NCBI's taxonomy places the organism in Eukaryota, Viridiplantae, Streptophyta, Magnoliopsida, Zingiberales, Musaceae.